UUCGCUCCCUGCUCGCAUAUGCGGCAGUGGAAAUGGAGAGUUAACGGGGAUCCAUGGAAGUGGCAUUCCACAGCACCGCACUUUUUCCUGACUUUUCUUCUUCACGAUGCACUUUGGGAUUUCAAUAAGAUGCGUGCCUGUUUCCCGAUAACGAGCUUCCUUCUGGCCAUCAACAUUUACUGCCAGCAGCUGCGAGCUCAGGAUUCCUCCUGUUGCCAAUAUGCUGCUGAGGCAUCGCCCUGCAAAGAAGCUUGUGAGCAGCUUGCAACCAUCAAGAGUGAGUCACGCCUAAAGCAUCUUCUCCAGAGGUUACCCAGUUACUGUCCUGAGUCGGUGAGUGAGCUUUGGAUGUGCAUCAACUCCACACUCCCAGGGGUUUCGAAGAAGUCUGAUGGCUGGGUUGGACUUGGUUGUUGUGAACUGGCAAUAGCAAGCGAGUGUCGUAGGGAAUGCAAGCAGGCAUCGUCUAAAAAUGACAUAACAAAAGUAUGCAAAAAGGUCACAGAGAACUCUCUCUACAGCUGCAUCAUCAAAAAUGAAAUGGGCUCAUCAUGCUGCAGCUUUGUGGGCCGUCACACCAACUGCAGGGACUUCUGUGAUGCCAUAUUCAGAACAGACUCGACCCCAACAGAGUCCCAGAUCAAGACCGUCAAAGAGUUCUGCAGCAGCCACAGCCCUAAGCUGGUUGAAUGUGUCAACAAUUUCACAGAGUCCUACCCCGCUCGGAGCCCAAUAGACAGUUUGUACUGCUGUGACCGGGCUGAAGCCCCUAAUUGUCAGGCGGCCUGUAAGCAUCUCCUUCGCACAAUGAAUACAGACCAGGAGAUCAUGGAGGGUCUGAUAAAGGAAUGUGGGACCCAGCCCCUCCCUCAGGACCCAAUGUGGCAAUGUUUUCUGAUCAGAGCCCACCCUCCGUCUCCACCUGUGGACGAGACACCGCAUCCAGCCAAGAUGGACCGUGCCAAGCUGCACUGCUGUUCUAAGGCAAACACAUCAGUCUGCAGGGAGAAGUGUCGGGAGAUCAGCACCCACUGGGGCAGUCAGACUUGGCAGGAUUUUGAUCAGUUGUGUGAGUACAACCCAAUGGAGAUAGAGCUCAUCAACUGUCUGGCUGACGUCCGAGAGCCUUGCCAGCUUGGCUGCAAAGACCUCACUUACUGCACCAACUUCAACAACAGGCCCACGGAGCUGUUCCGCAGCUGUAAUAUGCAGUCAGACCAAGGUGCCAUGAACGACAUCAAGCUUUGGUCCAAUGGGACGAUUAAAAUGCCGUUUAUGAACAUCCCUGUCCUGGACAUCAGGAAGUGUCUCCCGGACAUGUGGAAGGCCGUGGCCUGCUCGCUGCAGAUCAAGCCAUGCCACAGCAAAUCUAGAGGGAGCAUCAUAUGCAAGUCAGACUGCGUGGACAUUCUUACCAAGUGUGGGGACAAGAAGUACUUUCACGAAGGACAAACCCCCGAGAGGCUCUGUGAGGUUCUUUCUCCCAUCGAUGACCCAGAACAUUGCAUCCCCCUCCACAGAUAUCUCACACCCAGUUCACUAGGAAACAGCAUCGUUGAAGAGAUCAUCCAUCCAUGCAACCCUAAUCCAUGUCCAAGCAACCACUUAUGCCAGGUCAACAGAAAGGGAUGUUUGGAGGACACCAGCUGUCAGCCAUACAUCUGUGUUCCAGGUUGUAAAAUGGGGGAGGCUUCUGAGUUUCUGGUGCAGCAGGAUGCUCUAAUUCAAGUCCCGACCCACGAUGGUGCUGCUGGCUGCCAUGAGAUGUGCAGCUGUGGCCCAAGCGGGCGUUUGGAGAACUGCAUGUCUAUCCCCUGUGUGGAAAUGGACAAGGGCUGCAUUGUAGAGGGGCAACGGAAGGACCACGGCUCAUCUUUCACGACCGACUGCAACACAUGCUCCUGCUUCGCUGGAGAAACCAUCUGCUCGACGAGAAAAUGUCCCACAAAGAAAGACUCUUGGGCUUCUACUGAUCAUCCCUGUAACUGUCCGUAUAGCUUUAUCCCAGUUUGUGCCGUUAACGGGCGUACCUAUCCAAGUGGAUGUGUGGCUCGCUGUAUGGGAUUCAAAGAUCAACAGUUUGUCUUUGGCCACUGCCAUUCCAGUAACCCCUGCACUGGCAUCAGCUGCCCGAGAAACCAGAGGUGUGUCCCAAGACGUCGCGUUUGUCUGAGCAACACCUCAGAUUGUCUGCAGUACGAGUGCGUAGGCCGACCGGCGGUCUGUGACAGAAGCAGCAUGGAGCCGGCCUGUGACACAGACGGCCUGGUGCACCGCAGUCUAUGCCAUCUGCAGCAGGCUGGGAAGAAGCUGGCCUACAUGGGACACUGCCAGGAUGCCUGCCGGAAAACUAAAAAGGUUUGCGGUCACAACGGUGAGACCUACAGCACCGUGUGUGAGGCAUUCUCUGACCGUGUGGCUGAGGACUAUGAGGGCCCCUGUCGUGCUGUAGGGGCCCUGUCUGGCAUGAUUCUAGAUAGGGUGUGCAUCGAGGUGACCUGCCCGCCGAUAUCUGUUCAGGGCUGCCGCCCCAUCACUCCUCCUGGAGCCUGUUGCCCCAUAUGCGCCAGUAUACUGCAGAUCCUCUGGAGCCAGAAGCUGAUGAACACUUUCUCAAAGCUGAAUAAGAACCAGCCCGUGACGGUCUACGACAUCCUGCAGAUCCUGCGUCUUCACGUCUCUGUGCCACAGUGUGACGUCUUUGGCUACCUGAGCAUCGACAACAGACUGGUGGUCCUUGUGGCAGCAGUGGACCAUCAGCCAACACCGCUGCAGAUCGAGGCUUGCAGUAAGGAGGCUGAGAAGAUUGAUUCCCUCAUAAACUAUGCCAGUCCCACUUUGGUCUCACACGUCCCCCUGUCAGCCUUCCUCAGCUCAGAGAUCAACGCCUCCUCCAUCCACUCUGGGGGCUCUCUGCCUUCACCUGUCCACCUAAGCCUCUGGUUCAUCCUUGCUCUCAUCAUUACAGCUGCUCCAAGAAUCCAGUAGCUUUAAGUGCCUUGCACCCCCCAACCCCCACCACUACCCAGUUGUUCCCAAAGUGCACUAAUGCUUUGCAUGUCCAAGAUGCCAUGGUGUUGGACAUGGCAGUAAUUAUGACAAUCAUUCCCUUUUUUUGCGUUCCAAACAAUCAAGCUGGUUGAGAAGUUACUGAUAUUGUUAAUUAUUUGUUUAAAAAGUAUUAUUAUUCAGUGAUAAGUUUCUCACUAGCUCCCCCACUGGAGAGUAUGUGGGGGGAUGGGGGGGAUCUAAUCUUUAUGAAGUAUUUAGCUUUAUACCAACAGUGUUAAAAUCAGGAGUAUAUUUCCUGACAGGUGUUAACGUUGAUGCAGCAAAUCAACAUUUUUAUGUGAUUAAACAUCAGUAUUGACCUUGUGUACAGCGCAUGAGCUCCAUGUGUUGUAGUCGUUGAACCUAAGCAGUGUUAUAGACGUGGCUGGUCCAAUAAACAGGUCCAGCCUUAACAAUCAAAUCCAAAAAGUGAACUAUAGAGUACAGAGGGUGCCACAAAUAUCACACUAAAGUGAAUCCACCCCUUUCAUUUUCUGAACAUUUAAUUUUCUUUAGCUAAAUAGUUCUCCUCCUUUGCUCUGGCUCGUGAUUACAUUCCACCACAAGCUUCAACAUCAGAAGCCUGAGUCUAUGUCAUCACUGGAGAUAGGAACACAGUGGACCGCUGCUCCUUAGCUUCAGGAGACAUGUAGAGUGUUGGGAAGCUAUGAUCACUGUCUGCUUCAUCUCAUACCAAUUUACAAGGAGAAACAGAACACCUCUGUAGGCGGGCAUGUACUGUGCCAUGUUUUCAAUCUAUGCACGCAGCUACAACUCAAACUAUAUGACCAAACAGCAGACCGCAAAAUGGCAAACAGUUUAAAAGUUCACAGCUUACGAUGUAUGUUCUCACACUGCGCAGGCCGAUUCUCUGAUGCGAUCUACCUGCUCACGCCAUACAUCUAAAAACCGCACGUCGGACUCGUAGCUCUGCUUCAACAGCAGGAUUUGUUCACCAACAUCUCAGGAUGGCCGAUUUUUAAACAUGUUUGAUUUCCUGCUUACCUUACGAUUCCUGAUGGGGGGGUGGUCAUUAGAGGCUGAUUGCCCCUCGUUACCCCCUGAAUGCUACACGACGCAGGACGCAAGAUCAGGCUAAAACUUGGCCCGAUGGAAAUAUUUAGUAGAAUCAGCCCGGAAAGGGCAAAAAAUCGUACGUUGUACACCCGGCUUAAGCCUGAGGUUCAGAGGAAGGAAAAAUGUUCUAACCAGACAGAUUCUGCAGAUUGGCCAUGAAUGAAAU
This is a messenger RNA of Cyprinodon tularosa, 4294 nucleotides long. RefSeq names its product reversion-inducing-cysteine-rich protein with kazal motifs (gene reck). Bases 19 to 2988 code for a protein of 989 amino acids. The record is from RefSeq and is a predicted model, not a curated record. Gene Ontology annotation, molecular function: metalloendopeptidase inhibitor activity; protein binding. The transcript has 21 exons. Gene Ontology annotation, cellular component: plasma membrane. Gene Ontology annotation, biological process: blood vessel maturation; sprouting angiogenesis; extracellular matrix organization. NCBI's taxonomy places the organism in Eukaryota, Metazoa, Chordata, Actinopteri, Cyprinodontiformes, Cyprinodontidae.